GCAUUCAAUACAGCCCUCGACACAUAUCGCAUCCGAAUUCAAUUCCUAACUAAAUUCGUAGUCGUACAUAUUUUUUGGUGAAAAAUACAAACGAAAUAUAAACGAGAUGCGGCCCGUACAAAGUAUGCUAGCGAAGGUGUCGCGCAUUAGAAAUCUGACCGAGCUGGGCCAGCCGGCUGCCUCGCUGCUGCGGGGCAAGACGGCGCUGUGGUCGCUGCGCCAGCAGCAACGCCGCCAGCUGCAGAAGGUGGAGCAAUAUCGGCGGAAGGCAACCACGCUGCAGUCCAUGCGGGAGUUCUUUAUGCAUCCAUUGACCUGGGAUCGCAACAAUGGCUAUUUGAACGUGGUGCUGGCCUUGGCGAUCUUCACCUUCGUGUUCGUCAAUUCGUGCACGCCCUGCCCCGAAGAUCGUGUGCCGCAGCGCAGCAAGAAGACGGAAGAGUAGGAGCUCACCUGGAUUGCAGACGCAGACCAGACCCGAGUUCGUCGAAUGGCACUUGGCGUUCAUAUCGCACAUGGUGGGAUUGCUGAGGCAGUUCUGCUCCUCGAUGCAGAC
Molecule: messenger RNA, 556 nt
Organism: Drosophila arizonae
Lineage: Eukaryota; Metazoa; Arthropoda; Insecta; Diptera; Drosophilidae
Source: RefSeq, a predicted model, not a curated record